UAGGCUGUGCAGAACAGUAUCAAACAUGAAUAACCACAUGAAUGGAGAAAUCAACUGCGAUUACAGAACCAGCUACAGUAAUGGCACAAUGGAGAUGAAAAAGUCUUUGGUUCAACAAGACGUGAAUCAACGCAAGAAGGAGCAACAUGACCAGGGCAAGCUGCCGGCUUUAGCUAAUGCAUAUACCAACAUCCUCAGAGAACUGGGGGAGAAUCCAGACAGGGAAGGAUUGCUCAAUACCCCCCAAAGGGCUGCCAAAGCUAUGCAGUAUUUCACCAAAGGAUAUCAAGAGACUGUUCCUGAUAUACUCAACAAUGCCAUAUUUGAUGAAAACCAUGAUGAAAUUGUCAUUGUGAAAGAUAUUGAUGUCUUUUCGCUCUGUGAACACCACUUGGUGCCAUUUUUUGGCAAGGUUCACAUUGGCUAUUUACCAAAUAAAAAAGUUGUCGGACUGAGCAAACUGGCAAGAAUUGUUGAAAUCUUCAGCCGGAGACUACAAGUUCAGGAGCGUCUCACAAAACAAAUUGCCCUAGCAAUUAAUGAGGCUCUGCAACCAAUGGGAGUGGCUGUUGUCAUUGAAGCAUCGCACAUGUGUAUGGUAAUGAGAGGGGUGCAGAAGAUAAAUAGCAGAACUAUAACUAGCACAAUGCACGGAAUCUUCAGAGAUGACCCCAAGACAAGGGAAGAAUUCCUUUCACUGAUCAAACAAUAACCAACUACCACUACAAUGCAAAGUAUUGUAUGAAACACAAUGAAUAUGCAAGAUGUAUUAUGCCUUAACAAAUGGUGCUCUACAAUUUUUUUUUUCUUGUUUUAAGUAUAAUAAAAACUAAUAAUAUUGAGGCCGAUUCUGAUUUGGAAGUAAAACAAAAACGCAAGUAACUUUGUAUUUGAAACAAACCAUGUUGCAAUGCAAGGGGAGCAGAUACAGUUAUAUAUUUUCUGUGCAGGGUAAAUGCUGGCUGCUUUUGCAUGUAACCCACACGUUAGCUUUAUUUUUACACUGCAAUUUGGAUUUCACUUUGGACACACCCAAAUCUAAGGGGGACAUGUACUAAGCAGUGAUAAAAG
Pseudophryne corroboree (corroboree frog) is the source of this 1071-nucleotide messenger RNA. Its product is annotated as GTP cyclohydrolase 1-like. The record is from RefSeq and is a predicted model, not a curated record. Gene Ontology annotation, molecular function: zinc ion binding; GTP binding; GTP cyclohydrolase I activity. The transcript has 6 exons. Gene Ontology annotation, cellular component: cytoplasm. Gene Ontology annotation, biological process: tetrahydrobiopterin biosynthetic process; tetrahydrofolate biosynthetic process. Bases 26 to 712 code for a protein of 228 amino acids. NCBI's taxonomy places the organism in Eukaryota, Metazoa, Chordata, Amphibia, Anura, Myobatrachidae.